Hydractinia symbiolongicarpus is the source of this 5554-nucleotide messenger RNA. Its product is annotated as NACHT domain- and WD repeat-containing protein 1-like. Lineage: Eukaryota; Metazoa; Cnidaria; Hydrozoa; Anthoathecata; Hydractiniidae. The transcript is spliced from 5 exons. Gene Ontology annotation, molecular function: protein binding. The record is from RefSeq and is a predicted model, not a curated record. Bases 622 to 5490 code for a protein of 1622 amino acids.
UCUAAGAAGUUAACAAUAUUACCAAAUUUCCUCCUUCAACUCUUCCAUUUUUCUUAGGUGCACUGAUAACAAAUUGAUAAUUUUACUUACUAUCCCGCUUGACAGAUAGUUUAUACUGUAUGAAGAAAUAUUGAUAUUAAACGUAAUAUUCUUGACCUCAAAAAUUGAAUAGGUGUUUAAAGCCUAAGAAAUGUACAUGUAUGCAUAGUCAUAAGAAAGAUGUAUGCAAAAAAACUUUUCUACACUCAAAAUCCUCUAAUAUUUUUUAACGGUGUUACGGGAAAUAAUUCUACGACAACGAUAUAUUAACGACUUGUUCAUCCACGUAGCUACAACUUGAAGAUAUAAUUAAGCUAUUCAAUCAUAAUUUUUUCCAAUUAUAAAAUAUUUAUCAAACGAUAGAGAUUUUUUAAAAUAUGUACAAAACUUUUCUCUUGUGAAUAAAUGAUAAGAGACAUAGAUAGUUUAUAAACAUAAAAAUGAUACUCUGUGUUUUUACAACUGGAAGACUUGCCUGGAUAUAUUGUGAAAAAGUUAUGUUUUUAAGAAAAUAGAGAAAGUUUAACUGAUUGGGAUGUGGAAAAGUGAUAUUUUUAUGAGUGUAUAGCGAAGUUUACCACUAUGGCCAUGUUUGUUGGCGAUUUGACAAAUCUGCCGGAAGAAGAUUCCAAUGUUGUCAGGAUAUUCACCAGUUCUACUUUCACAGAUAUGUCUGUUGAGCGCAACUAUCUGAUGAAAAACAUCUAUCCACAGAUACGAGACACGUGUACAAAACUUGGUCUGGAGUUUGAAGUGGUGGACAUGAGAUGGGGUGUAAGCGACAAAGUUAGUGCCGAUCACAAAACCACUGAACUUUGUUUGCGAGAAAUAUCAAAUUGUCAGAGAGUAUCACGAGGCCCCAAUUUUAUUGUAUUCUUAGGCGACAAAUAUGGUUACCGCCCAUUCCCAUCCGCCAUUUCUGAAGAAGAGUAUGACAUCCUUUUAAAAGUGUUAUCAGAGGAAGUAAGAGACGUGCAACUUCUUCGUCGAUGGUAUAAAAAGGACGAGAACAGCAUACCGCCGAUGUAUAUUUUACAGCCUAUUCAUUCAAUCCUUGUGAAUUAUAACAAUUCUGCCAAUUCGACUAAACGCGAAGAAGACAGAAAGAAGUGGUGGAAUAUAUUCCGUGAAAUUCAAGAGCUUUUAGGCUUCGCAGCGACGCAAGCUCUUUCCAUGAAAUAUUUGCCGCCCCAUGUUUGCGAAAAGUAUCUUAUCUCAGUGACGGAGAGCGAGCUGAACAAAGGUUUAUUCUCUUCACAAAACCCCAGGAAACAAUGUGCAUGUUUCGUUCGAAUCUUGCAAGAUGUGAAUCAUUUUGUGGACGAUGAAAGUUUAAAACUCUAUUUCGAUGAAUCGAAUUCAAGUAUCGAUUCUUACGCGAAACAACGAUUAGAUUCGUUAAAAUUCGAUAAAGUGCAAAAGGCUUUGAGCAAGUUAAAUUUCAAAUCUUUUAAUGUGAAAUGGAAGAAGGGGGGUAUAAGCUUGAAAAAUAACGAACAUAAGAAAUACCUGCAAAAGUUUGGGGAAAGUGUCAAAUCAGUUUUGUUGAAUUUGAUACACGAAUUUUCGAAUGAGCGAGCUAAAACACAAAGGAACAAUGUAAACAAACUUUUCAAAGAUGUUUUACACCACAGUUUGUUUUGCGUGAGAAAAUGUGAAUCUUUUCAUGGGCGUGGUAACCUUAUAAAUGCAUUAAAGGCGAAGCUGAACAACAACAACAACAACAACAACAACAACAACAACAACAUCUUUAUUAUUCAUGGUACAUCUGGAUCUGGAAAGACAUCGAUAAUGGCAAUGUUAGCCAUGCACGCUAAAUCAUGGUUUAACUCACCCAAUCUGGUCGUUAUAACGCGUUUUCUUGGCACAUCACCUGCAAGUAGCAAUAUAAGUGAAGUGUUAUCUAGUUUGUGUGACCAUGUAUGUGAGGUGUACAAUUUUGAGAAACCAGAAGAACGCGAAGAUUUGAAUGUGAUGAUCAAACAUUUUCACAAGCUGUUGCACAAGAUUCAAACACCGGAGCUGCUUAUUUUACUUGACUCAAUCGACCAGUUGUCUUCAGAGGAUAACGCUUAUUCUUUAAACUGGUUACCAGAGGAAAUCAACAAAAACGUUACUAUUGUAAUAUCGACGUUACCUUACCAUGGUAACAUACUCGGGAUGCUUCAGAAACGUUAUACAGGCAAAGAUCGAUACUUAGAAAUAGGAUCAUUGGAAAGUGAAAACAGUUCAAUCAUCCUUCAAAACUGGUUUAAUAAAGCGAAUCGAAGAUUGACUACGAAUCAAGAAAAAUUUUUAUCUUCAUGUUGCGAUGGUUCUCCUCAACCAAUUUACCUAAAACUAGCGUUUGAUCAGGCCGUAGAAUGGAAAUCAUAUGAUAACGAAAAAGUGACAAAACUACCCACUACAACAACUACCAUUAUUGCUUCUUUAUUUCAACGUUUAGAAGUGGAGUUUGGUGAAAGGUUGGUAGCAAAUGCGCUAGGUUAUAUCACGGCGUCUAAAAACGGCUUAUCUGAGGCAGAGCUGGAAGAUAUCCUUUCAUUGGAUGAUAUCGUCUUGAAUGACGUGUAUGAAUUUUGGGAUCCACCAGUGGAGGAUCAUAUCCGUUUACCUCCGUUGCUAUGGAAACGCAUACGUUAUAAGCUAAGCACAUACCUUACAGAAAGAAACGCAGACGGUGCAGUGGUGAUAAAUUGGUACCACAGACAGUUUUGGGAGGCGGCAGCUAAUAAAUUUCUAAAAGAUAUCGACCAGAAAGUAAAACUUUAUGAGAAUAUCUCAGAUUAUUUUAUGGGUAUUUAUGCGCAUGGAAAUGGCAAGAGUGUUACUCUUCAUAAACGCAACAAAAUCUGUAAAAACGCCGACCGUCUGGUACAUCCACAGCCACUUGUAUUUCAAAAUGGCGCAUACAACUUACGCAAAUUUAGCGAACUUCCACAAGCUCUUAUUAAUUCAGACAAACAAGAUGAGUUAUUUGAUGUUGUUUUCUUUAACUUCGAGUGGUUAUACUACAAAAUUAAAGCAACUUCUGUGAACGAAGUUUUGAAAGAUAUGCAGAUGUUUUUAGAGAAGCGCGAUAACCAGGAAGUACGAACAGUCCACGACGCUCUUGCCUUAUCUUCAACUCAUAUAGAAUCGGAGAAAGAAAGUCUCGCAAAUCAGUUACUGGGUACUCUCUUAGGUUUUGAGAACCUUGGUAUGAAAGAAGUGAAGAAACUGUUAACCGGUUGCCGAAAAUACAUAGAAAACGCAAGUAAGCCAGCAUUAUUGGUUCGAUCUCCUUGUAUGAUACCACCAGGGGGACCACUUCAAAGUACGCUUCAGGGACAUGUGACAAGGAUUGACAAUGUGCUAUUUUUGGACGAUGACACAUUAGCUUGUAUGUGUGAAGAUAGCGGUAAAGACUUUUAUGUAUACUUUUGGUGCGUUAAAACGAAUACAAACAAAAAAAUACACACAUUUCCUUUUGAUGGUUUUGUGACAGCGAUAUUGCGGACUGGCUGGAAACACUUAAUAAUCGUGGCUAGAAAGUUCUAUUACGUCAAUGUAUAUACUCUAGCAGUAGAACACGUCGUCGAAAAUCUAUAUGAUCCGAUAACGUAUGUCAAGGAUGAUGACGCCGAUCUUGCUGUCAUGCACCAGAGCGGCUUGUUGUGUAUAUUUGACAUAGAGCAGCGAAAGGUGAAGGUCAGAUAUGAAGGUCUGAAGAACAUAUCAAGCGCAGAAUUUCUAACAUCUUCAACAGAAAUUAUCAUCGGAUCACAUAUCCAAUCGACUCUAGAUUUGAUCAACUACAACAGUGAUAAAGUUCGCCAUUUUCAAACCAAAGACGUGAUUAAAAAAAUAUCCACUAUGCUGGUUGUCAUGGCAAACGACUGUAUGUUAGUUUCCGUGUAUGACGCGUCGAUAAAAGUAUGGGAUAUCACUAAAUUAAGUUUAAUUCACGAGUUUAAUGCUCACACCGAUCAAAUACUUUGUGUUGAAAAGAUGACAACAGAUCUAUUUGCAUCCGGCUCAAAAGAUUGGACUACAAAAAUAUGGUCCGUGUCUAAAGGGACUUUAUUAUACGAUUUGGUUGGUCAUGAAAAUUCCGUUUGGUGUCUCAAAUAUUGUCCAGAAAUAAAAAGAUUGGUCAGCGGUUCUAAAGACGAUUAUCUGAAAGUAUGGAAUCUUGAAACGUCGCAGUGUGACCAGACGUUGAUUGGACAUAGCUCUUGGAUAUCCGCAGUUGAUGUUUCAAAAAAUGGCGUUACAAUUGUAUCUGCGUCUAAUGAUCGUAAACUAAAAAUAUGGAAGGUUGAUGACUGUAACGAUGAAAAACAAAAUACAGAAGAAAAAAAACAACCCGUGUUCAUAAAUCACGAAAAAACGUGUACUGGUGUAGCAAUGUCACCAAAUACCAACAUUUGCGGUACUAUAAGUAGAAGUGAGAAGCUGAUUUUAUGGGACGAAGCAAAAACUUCGGUUAUGGACGAAAUAGAUUGUAAUCCUACUUGCGUGGCUUUCAAUACGAAUAACAUGGUCAUAGUUGGAACUAACUCUGGUGAUGUUAUGGUGUAUGACAUAUUAAACAACAAACUUGAGCUAAGCACCACCUACAAAGCUCAUACAAAAAAUGUGAUGGACGUGUUGAUGUUUGAGGAUAAAAUCAUCUCAGCAGGAGAAGACGGUGCAGUUUCUGUACGCAAGCUUGGGCUUAAAACUGAGUUAGUAAAAUUAGAGCAUCACGAGAAAGCGAUCUCUUCUGUUCACAUAUCUAUAAAUGGUGCGAAAGUUAUCACAGGUGGCAAAGAUACCAAAGUAAAUGUUUUUAGUCUAACUCCAAUUGUCUCACAUGAUAAAACUUUGUUUGGGCACGAAUAUGCCAUUAGUAGCUUAACAAGUUCUUUUGAGCAAGUCAUUUCUGGGGACAUGAAAGGAUUUGUUAAAGUAUGGAACCUAGGAAAUGGUGUUCUAGUAACUAAGGUGCAGUUAUCACGUGACACAAUUACAUGUCUUGUGUCUCUGCCAACCAAUCAGAUUAUUGUUGGCUGUCACACGUUUACUGAUCAAUUGAAAUGCUGGGAUAUAAAGACAAAAACCACAGCGGUGGAGUACAUUGGGCAUCUUCAUGCUGUCAUGCGUAUACGAUGGAGUGCAGAUUAUAGAUUUUUGUUCUCCAGUUCUAGAGAUGGAACCAUCAAGCUUUGGGAUAUGACUAGUGGAGAAUUGUUAGACUCAAUUAACUUUAAUUCACAAAUUAAAUUCUUUGAAGUUUCGGAGUUAUGCGAUGGAUAUUUCUUCAAAAUGGUGGUUGCAACAAAAAUUGGCAGCAUUGCUUUUGUUCGAAUGUUACUCCCACAGUACAAGUCUUGCUUGUCCGCAAAAAAAUCACUUCCGUCGGAAGAACAUGGUAGCUCAAAUGACGAGUCAGCCAUUAUUGAAUCAAAAUCUUGUGAAAUUUUAUAAAACACUAAAUUACUUUUGGUUAAAUUGUUUAUGAAAAUAAAGAUGAUUUUUUGCUCUCUUUGAA